This is a messenger RNA of Ruditapes philippinarum (Manila clam), 3088 nucleotides long. RefSeq lists its product as uncharacterized. The transcript is spliced from 2 exons. Bases 4 to 1698 code for a protein of 564 amino acids. The record is from RefSeq and is a predicted model, not a curated record. Lineage: Eukaryota; Metazoa; Mollusca; Bivalvia; Venerida; Veneridae.
UACAUGUUCUGCAUUAUGCAAGGAUCAUCAUAUAUAUUGAGGUUAAUUUCAAUUUUGUUUUUAGGAAGUGUAAGGUCGAUUAUAGAACAGGCAAAUCAGUGCACGGUGUACGAGGGAUCUCAUGUAGUAAAUUCUUACAAUCAAAUUAACCCAGAUGUUCAUAAUCAGUUUAUCAGGCAAGGAAAAGAUUUUCUUAAAACAAAAGUACAACAACUUAAACCAGUCUAUGUAGAAACAAGAGCUGCAAAAGAAUGCAUUGAGAUCUUAGAAUGUGAAAAUUCUUUGGUGAUAAUCGCAAAUCCUGGGGAAGGAAAGACAGUGACAGGAAUAAUGACAAUGAAUAAACUAGCGAGUGAAGGCUACCAACCCAUUAUUUUAACUUCUCCAAAAGACUGGAACAGCAAGGUUGUACUUGCUGAAAAAUCAGAAAAGCUGGUUCUAUUUAUAGAUGAUAUGUUUGGAACAGUUGGCGUUGAUGAAAAUAAAGUGAAUGAAUGGAUAGCAAUGUCUGAGGUGAUAAGUUCCCUUCUUAAGAAAAGGAAUGGAUCUUUGAAAAUGGUUUGCACAACACGAAGGAAAAUAUACACAGAAACAAAACACAGAUUAAGGAGAUUCAAAUGGUUCAAAAAGUUCCGAAUGGUUGACAUGUCAGAUGAUACUUUUAUGCUAAGUGAGAGUGAGAAGACAGAAAUUCUCCAAAAAUAUUUCAAAUUUUACAAGAUUCCAGACAAAAAACAAUGUCUUGUUGCUGCUAAAUCAAGUCCUCCUCAUGGUUUUCCGCACUGUGUUGAGCUGUAUUGUACAGAGCCGCAUUGCUUACGAAUGGGCAUUUCAUUCUUCACAUGUCCGUUAUCUGCAGUGGAAAGAGAAAUACAAAUACUAUACGAAACUGAGUCAACUCAGUACUACGCACUACUCCUUAUCCACCUCUCACCAGGACAAAUGAUAACUGUUGAUAUUAUGUCAGGAUCGAAGGACUUUGACAAAAUCUUGCUGAACAAAACCCGUCAGUUGGCAAAACUUCCAACGAAGGACGGUAUGGAUAUUAUUCGUGCUAUUGAAAAAAUGACGGGCAUUUUUUUAAGAGAGGAGGAUGACGGCUCUGUUGGAUUUAGUCAUGACACGGUUAGUGAAAUGGUUGGUGUUAUAGCAACAAGAAAUAGCCCAAUACCAGCUGUAAACCUCUUAAGUAUGCAAUUCUUAUCCGAGAAAACAAAGUAUAUCUCGUAUAAGGAGGAUGACAAAAAUGAAGUUGCAGUGUUACCCAAAAAAUGCACUCUUGCGCUGGUGACAAGAAUAACGGUAUGUCUACUUGGUGGUGAAGCUUUUAGUGCAUGUAAAAAUCAUGCAUGGGACAAUUUUGACUUUGUGCAUACAUGGUUAGAUUAUGUCAGCAAGAAGGAAUCGGACAAGGUAGAAGGGAAUAAUCUCCUAGACGAUGUGAUGACAACUUCAUUGGAAGUCUAUCAGGUCAUGCAAAGGAACUCUCGGCCAACAGAAGUACAUGUAGGGCUGAUGUUUCUUUUGUAUCUUAACAAAAAAGAGAUGGCUAGAGAAGAAAUACUAAAGUUUUUCAGUAAACAGGUUUUGGAAGAAAAUGAAAGGCUGUCCAAAUUUAAAAAGGAGCACAGAUGUCCGUCAGGCAGGAAACUUAAACAUCCGUAUUUUCAAGAAAGGCAUACAGGCACUAUAAAUUAGGUUGUUUUAAAUGCUGAUUUACAUUGGUCAAAGGUCAGUUUUGUAAUUUAAAGAAUUGAAGCUGCCUUAGAUUAUGUAGAUUGAUAUUAGGUGCUAUUUUUAAGUUUCAGCAUACAAAACCAUUUUAGACUUUCCUAUUGCAUUUAUAUAUUGCAGUACAUUUAAUGAGGUACAUGAAUGCACUGUGAACAAUUAAGUUGUUUUAAUUGUCAUAUUGAAAACAGACUAAGUUAUGAUAUAGCUGUUGAUUUGUAAGUAUUAAUCAUUAUAAACAGUGAGCUUAAAUUUUAGUUUUAGUGGAUUGUAUACAACCUCAUAUGCAUUGUAUAUAUUUCCUUGUGAUAAAUAGCAGUCUUAAUCAUGAUAUCACAAUUAAUCAUCAGUUGUAAAUAUUGAAAAUAACUGAAACAUUGGAUAAGAAAUAAAAAUAAAACUUCCUGUUUAUGAAAAUAUAAGUAUAAAUUAUACGAAAUUGGACUGAUGUAAGCAAAUUAUAAUUUUAAGAAAUGAUGUAAUUUUUUUAUAUGUACAUUGCACGGAAAGUUACUUAUACACGAAUCAGCUAUCUGGAAUGAAACAAUAUUUGUUUUUAUUUUUUUUAUUGGUGUACUAUCUCCACGUUUUACAAAACAUUUAGUAUAUCUGGGACUGAAGUGGCAUGUUACCUAAUAACAUAUUCCAUUAUUUAUAUUUUAAUGGUGCUUUUAAAUUUGUUCACCACGAUAAUGAUGUAUUAUAUAUGUAUUAAUUCGUAUUUUAAAAAAGGAAGUUUCGACUGAAUAGGGCCGGAAUGAAUAGGACCCGAGGCGGGUCCAAGUAAACUGUCAAUUAAAAGGGCUUCUUAAAGCUGCACGCCUCCAGAUGAGCCAAAAUAUUUCAAAAAAUCAAUAUUGAGAAAAAUGUACUUACGUUUUAAGAAAAGUAAGACAUUCAAGAUUUGAGUUUAAUUUUACGUGUUAUGUGUGGUUAAGAUUGAUUUUGCGGCAUUUUAUCAUCAUAUUGCUACUGCGUUACUAACGCAGUAAGGGCUGUUUUUGCAUAUGUUUACCACUAUUUGGUAAUUUUCUUGGAUUGUAAGUGCCGAUUGCAAUAUGUUUAUUUGUUCACCUCACAAUAUUUUACUUUUAAAUACAUUUCUAAAACUUUUAUGAAAAUUGACAUGAAUCUGGAGGCAUGCUGCUUUAAGUAGUAUCUUUUUGUAUGAAAAUUAUAUUAGUUUACAUAGUCUAUACGAUAUAGAUCUAAAUAUAAUUUAUUAGAUCUUUCAUUUUAUUUUUUGCUACUGCUUUUGCUUUGUUUAUUAUUAUUAGUACUUUUUUGUUUUGUUUGUUUUUUUUUUGUUGCCGUUGUAAAUUGCUAUCUAGAUUACAGUAGUAAAUAGAUGGACGCA